AUGGCUGACAUUGCUUCUUUCACAGACGUACUCGUCCGGAAAUCCUGCCCCGUGAAGAGUAUUCUGAGGGCAUUCUUGACGUCUGACUGCGCGCAAGCGUAUCACGUCUCUGGGGAAGUGGAUGAUGGGCUAUCUGAGACCCACCGUGGCCUCGUCCCAGAGGAGUGGGGUGCCCAGUGA
Molecule: messenger RNA, 180 nt
Organism: Penicillium coprophilum
Lineage: Eukaryota; Fungi; Ascomycota; Eurotiomycetes; Eurotiales; Aspergillaceae
Exons: 1
Coding region: 1-180 (59 amino acids)
Source: RefSeq, a predicted model, not a curated record